Messenger RNA from Fusarium odoratissimum NRRL 54006, 639 nucleotides. RefSeq lists its product as uncharacterized. The transcript has 4 exons. Bases 173 to 520 code for a protein of 115 amino acids. The record is from RefSeq and is a predicted model, not a curated record. Lineage: Eukaryota; Fungi; Ascomycota; Sordariomycetes; Hypocreales; Nectriaceae.
GUUGGAUCUUCCGUCUUCGGAGUCGUCCUUGAGAUUUAGCCGCGAUGUUCAGCAUAUAAGCACUCUCGAUCCCAUUGUUGAAGCCCAGAUCAUCCAUUAUCACAUUCUUCUCUACCUCUCUCAGUCCCAGCCUGAAUCUUGAUUGUCCCUCUCUCUCACAUCACAAGUCACAAUGCAGUUCCUCAGCAUCACCUCUCUUCUCGCUCUCGCGACUCUCGCUUCUGCAAAGCUUCACAGCCAAGCGGUCUGCGUCACCAACCGCCACUACGACCCCAUCGGAGGAACGCCAUGGAGCCCAAGUUACAACUGGAAGGUGAACUAUGAGAUUCUUCCCGGCGCUACGAACUGCGCCUGCAACUACUACAGGAACCGCAAUACUGGCAACAAACAGUGGGACAAGUGCCCUGACUGUCGCUUUGAUGGUCUUGUCUGUGAGUCCAAGGACUGGCAUAUUGGCGGUGACGAGUUUACCUACUAUUGUGAGAAGAAGUGCGGAGCUCAGGGAGCAGAGGCCAACUAGUAUGGAAUAGCCUUGUCGUCGGUUCCGUCAAAAGGACCCUGAAGGACAGUGCAGGAUUAGAGUAGAAGUUGUGAUAGGUCAACACCAAACAAGAAAUUCGUAUGAAAAUCGGAAAGCGG